Messenger RNA from Pomacea canaliculata, 3502 nucleotides. RefSeq lists its product as uncharacterized. Lineage: Eukaryota; Metazoa; Mollusca; Gastropoda; Architaenioglossa; Ampullariidae. The transcript has 6 exons. The coding region runs from base 521 to 1966 and encodes 481 amino acids. The record is from RefSeq and is a predicted model, not a curated record. Gene Ontology annotation, molecular function: protein binding.
CUGGUUGACGACGACAGUCUCGUCAGGCUGUGUGUGUGUAUGCACGCGCGCAGUUUUCUUGUCUUCACAUGCAAGCAAAACUCCGGCUCACAAGUGCAGGACAUGCUUCACUGGAUGCUCACCCUCUGAAUCCUGUGUCCGUGGUCCAUCCACCUUCGGACAAAAACGAAAGUAAGGCACCAUCUUCAUGACAGCCGUUGCCCAGGACCUGCCAACUUCCGGGGGCCCACUUUCCACUUACAGAUUUCAGUAAACUCGACUGUAUCGUGUAUCGUGUGUGUUCGAGAAGCUUACUUCAUUUGUAUUCAACUGGUAAACACAUCACGAGGGACCAGACCGAGCUGGUGGACCUUGUGUGGCAAAGGAAUGUGAGCUUUGAGGAGGAUUUUCUAAAAGUCGGUUUGUGUGUGUGUUUGUUGGGUGGAGGACCUACAAAUAGAACUGUCCCUAAUUCAUGCUGUGUACACAAGCAGUUUAUUGUCGUCGCUAAAGGUGGCAGUCGCAAGCUUUGCAGGAAGACAUGACAAACGUCCUCCCGAGACCGCCCAAGAACUACGCCAAGUUCAAAUACGACGAUUCCCAGAUUUACUUCACCAAGCAGCUCUUUGAUGGCGAGGCGGGGCAGUUGCCGCUCUUCCUGGUGGUCAACGUGGGCUACGACAGCGAGGACGACAACCACAAGUAUAUGGAGGCCUUCGAGUCUGGCGAGUUGCUGUUUGCCUUCAAGAGAGGAGUUCAGAAGAGAGUCUUGAUUCAUGACUCACACUCCAGGACCCUUAGUCUGCCGCUGAGCUCGCCCCUCACUUUUAAUGCCAGGAGCUACCCCGGAGGGGCGGAGGCUGUGACUGUGAGGGACAUCGUGGAGAACAUGAAGUUGCCGGUUCUGAUGAGUUUCGCCAGGAUAGACAACCUCGUCUUCGAUGUUGACCGGGUCCCUGUUAACCACACCUUCUUUGGGGAUCUGGUCCUGGUUGCUGUGUAUGAAGAACCUUUCUUCUACUGCCUUUCAGUUGGUGGUGCAGACGGUAAGCCGCGUGAGAAGAUCCAGGUCUUGCCUCGCCGGCUGAACCAAGUGGCCUUUUCACUGGUGGACGGUCUCGUGGGGGUCAAAGAUCCACAGGCAAAGCUAAAGGUUGUCAUAGAGGAGCUGGCAGCGGCCAGUGCCAAGUACAGUCUGGACAACGACCCCUUCUUUCAAGAAUUAGCCAUCGUCGAUAAACAGCGACGGGUGAUGACAGAAACCGAGAUCCCUGACUACAUGGAACAAGACACUUUCAUCGACAUCAGCUAUAAGCGACGAGAUGCGCCUGAUCCACCCGGCGGGCCCCCACCCCCUCCUCCGCGGAAGACGACGACGACGACGACAGAAAAGGCCUCGCAUACGAACACACCAGUGAAACGGAAGAACGAGGUCAACAAGUCGAAGAUGAAGGAUGCAUCCAAAACUAGAAACUACGAGACGCUGGUCAAGGUGGAGGACGUAGACGGCCACGUGUACGACUUGGUGAACGUGGACCUUGACAGUAAGGAUCUUCCCCUGAAGGCGCAGGCGCACCAUCCGCUCAUGAUGCAGUCCGUCCUGCCAUUACCAGCCUUCCCCAAGAAAGAGCGCUCUCCUGAAAGGCCAGGAGAGUUCUCUCCCCCUCCUCUACCAUCGAGGGAUGGCCGCAGUCAGUCCAGGAAGAACGUUCGCACGGACUCUGACGACGGAGGAGGGUCCGCAGGCUCGCUGGCGUCCAUCGGCUCCACCACCUCGGACAUCAGCUCGCUGACCAUCGACGAGGUGUGCGAGCGCAUGCAGGACCUGGGCCUGGAGAAGUACAGCAAGAAGUUCCGCAAGCACUUUAUCGACGGCAACCUGUUGACGAAGCUGACGGACAGCAACCUGAAGGAUGAGUUCAAAAUGAACAAAGUGGAGAUUCUCAGGCUGAGAACUUUCAUAAACGAAGGGCACAUUCCUCGUUGAGUUUUUUUUCUAGAAAAUAAACAACAGGAACGGCUGUCUCAGGUUGAACAGUGCAGCUAAUGUCCCUCCACUGUGGAGGAUGAACUAUUUUAAAUAAUACAAAGAAUAUGUGAUGAAAAAAGCAUGAAGGCUUGCAGAGAAAGAAAAAUGCAGUCAAACACCUUUUUCAUAUACUUCUUUUGCAUGUACCGUACUUGUCAUGUGAAAGUCUACUUUAAACUGUCGCCUUAAAUCCAACACAAAAGAAUAAAUGGACAAGCAAUCAGACAAGCUAUAAGACAAGAAAUCGAGCAUCCCUUGCUUUUCUCUCUGACGUCUGUCAGGCGGAAGAAAUGCUGUUGGGAACUCUCGUUUAUAAUAAUAAUAAUAAUAAUACAUAGCACGCACUUUUCUCUGUAUGAAGUUAACUCAUUGUAACUCUCGUGGAAGUCAGUCAACGUUCAAAAUUAUUUUGCUUUUGUUCAUCUGGUGCUUUUAAGUGAAGCAUGCCUCCAGUUAAUACAUAUUUAUUAUAUAUAUGAAUUGUUUAUGUCGUUGACACGCUCUGAAAACUAUAAAUAUACAAACAUCAACACACGCACAAACACCCACACAAGUAAUCACAUGUGAAAUGUGUUUUUGACAACGUGACUAUGACAUAUUCGAGUUCCCUUGAAAACGCCAGUGACAUCUGUGACACUGUGACACUCAACAUCCGCGACACUGUGACACUCAACAUCCGUGACACUGUGACACUCAACAUCCGUGACACUGUGACAGUCUCAACAGUCUCGAGCACACGCCAACUCUUACACUGUUGUUUACUUUCAUACCCACCAUGUAUUUCUAUCACACACAAACCGCACACACACACACACACAAACAACACACAUUUACAAACAAACAACACACGAACAAAACACACACAAAGGUGCGAGCGAUGUACACGAUAUGUAUAUGUAGAAGUCAAGCGAGGAUAUAAACACCAUAAUGUUUUUAUACUAUAAACGCCUUGUGUUUAUAAAGAUUAACUAAUUUGUGUUUAUACAGACUAAUUAAUUUGUAUUUAUACUAUUUGCACUAUUUACAAAUUCUUUCAAUCAAAGCAGGACAGAGUGUUGAAGGAAGGACACGUGCCGUUACCGUUAGUUCGCCGUGAGGAGAAACACAGAAUUGAGACUUUGAGGGCAUCAAGUGCAGCAGACAUUUUUACUGCUCUGUUAUCUGCCACGAUGACGAAAACGUUGAAAUGUAUUAGAUGAUGACGAAUAAUGUUUACCUGUAUAGCACUACCACCAUUUGUUUCAUGAGCAGUGUGUUGUGUCAACAUGACGACAACUUCUGUCAGUGUCUCCAUUGUCUGUUGUAUUGCUCGCAUUAUAUUGCUGUUACAUUGUUAUGUUUAAAGUAUUAAUUUUCACGACAAAGUUCUAGCAUAAUUAUUUGUUGCUACAAUAUACAGUGUUGUUUCCUGUUUUCAAGUGACACGUGUUUAUACACUAAGGGAGAGUACCAAAGCUGGCAAUCAGUAUUGUAUUAAACAAUGACUUCCCUUUA